Molecule: messenger RNA, 2340 nt
Organism: Schistocerca cancellata (South American locust)
Lineage: Eukaryota; Metazoa; Arthropoda; Insecta; Orthoptera; Acrididae
Product: inverted formin-2-like
Exons: 10
Coding region: 1-2340 (779 amino acids)
Biological process (GO): cellular component organization
Molecular function (GO): actin binding
Source: RefSeq, a predicted model, not a curated record
AUGAAAAGCUUGGCAGGCAACAACCAAAAUAAAGAAAGAGAGGAGACUAAUGUAACAGACCAGUGUGUCACACUCAAGAAUUCAAUGAAAAAGUCUGAUUUUCCUCAGUGUGCUCUUAGUGGAAAUAUUAAUAGGAAAUCAGGGGACCAACUAAUCCCCUCGCCACUCAAACAUGCAUUAUUUUGGCCACAGAAUACAAGAAAACAAGGGAAAAGAAGAUUAAGAGAAAAACUUCCACAUGUUGUGACAUCCAACCAGUGGCAGGAAUACCAUCAUAAGAAGGAACAACUGAAGCUACAAAGAGAAAGACUAAAAGCUGAGAGAGCAGAAGCACGAAAACUGAAGAAAGAACAGUCUGAGAUUGCUAAGAAACUCAAGAAGCAAACUAAAGCAGAGAAUUGUAGAAAGCCAAAAGUACACAAGAAAAGAACAAUUUCAGUAUCCUCAGAUUCUGAAGAUGAAGAAUGGACACUACAAUCACAGAACAUCACAGUAAAAAUGCAAGUUAUUGAACUUCUCUGUGCUGUGUGCGCAUAUUCUUCGAAAGGACAUGAAAUGGCUCUUCAUGCUCUACAGCACUUCAAGGUUACUUGUGAUCAGAAGCAUGGGUUUGACAUAAUAGUGAGUGAACUUCGUAACACAAAAAAUGUUGAAUAUCAGACAAGGCUGCUUUCUUUCAUCAACAGCCUAACACUGGGCUGCCACAAUGUCCACAAGCGUGUGCAGAUCAGGAAUGAAUUACUUGGUCGUGGGCUUGGACCAAUCCUGAGUUCACUAAGUGCAACUGAUGAUAAGGAGCUACAGAUGCAAGUUUCAGCAUUCAUUGAUUACCAACACAGAGAUGAGAUGGAAUUAGAAUCAACAAAACAACUAACUCAUCAUCAGUUGUUUGAAACAAUAUUCGAAAAGAUAGCAGAUACACCACAUGCUGUCAGGUUCCACUCCAUGCUACAAAAGCUUGCACAGCUAGAUCCAACAAAUCCAAAUGUGGACAGUGUGUGGGAAGCACUUGACUCACUUUCAUCUGAAGCUAUAAAACCUGGGUUUUCUAUCCACAAAAAGCCAGCACAAACUCAAAAAUAUCAUGAAAGAAGAGCUGACAGUAUUAACAAAACACAUUCUUUUGAUAUCCUUAAUACAAGCACAGUGUCUACACAGACCGAGGUGGAAUAUACCAGAGAAGUAAAGCAACUUUGUGAUAAUGAGAAACAGCAUCAGUUGUCACCAUCAGAAGCAAAACUGUCAUUCCCAGCACCACCUCCUCUUCCUCCUCCUCCACCUUGUCUGCCACUGCCACUUAUUACAGUGGUGUCAUCAGCUAUUCCAUCAGCUUCAGGGGUGCUAUCACCUUCAUCACUUGCAGGUUACAGUUCUCAACAAAAAAAUCAUGUACCUUCACCUCCUCCAAUUCCCAAUAGUGACAGCUUUGAAACACUGAUGUUACAUCGGAGACAUUCACUUCCAGCACAUUUACCAGAUUCUGCAAGUUUGUGGACACCAGUAAAAGACAAGUCUAACACACUACCACUGCCCAAGCGGAAGAUGAAAACCCUAAGCUGGACAAAGAUUCCAGUCUCCAUGAUAGGUGAAUCAGUAUGGACUGAAAUGCAGAGCGAAGCAAAGAGUCUUAGAGUGGAUUUCAAGCAAAUGGAAGAACUGUUCUGUCAGAAAACUGCUACUGUGAAACAUCGAAAAUCUUCUCCAGUAACACUUCCAUCACCAAUAACUUCCAAGAUCACUUUAUUGGAAACCAAGAGAGAUUUGGCAGUAAACAUUUAUCUAAAACAGUUCAAAUUGGGAGGAAAAGCAGUCAUAGAAGUUAUAAAGAACCUUAAAGGAGGUGAUAUAGGUCCUGAGAAACUGAAAGCACUCUUGCCACUACUUCCCACAGAAAAAGAGCUGACUUCAGUCAGAUCCUAUUCUGGAGAUCUGGAUCGUUUAGGAGAGGCAGAGAAAUUUUAUCUUCAGCUAUCAGAAGUACCAUCAUUUACCCUCAGGAUUAGGGCAAUGUUGCUUAAAGAAGAGUUUCCUUCAAGAAUCUCUGAACUGAAAGAACAACUAAAGGCUGUUGCAGAUGCAUGCAAUAAGCUGAAGGCUAAUAAAUGUUUGAAAGAAUUUCUAGCACUAGUACUUCAACUUGGAAACUACAUAAAUGCUGGAAGCUAUGCAGGCAAUGCAGCAGGCUUUACACUCAGUACACUACCAAAGCUCCUAGAAAUAAAAGCAAACAAAUCAAGUCUGACAUUCUUGCACUAUGUGGUAGAAGUUGCAGAAGCUAACAAUAAGGAAAUAUUACAAUUUACAGAAGAUGCGAGUAACAUGAAAGAAAUGGCAAGGUAA